Angiostrongylus costaricensis is the source of this 612-nucleotide messenger RNA. The record is from the annotation of a GenBank genome assembly. NCBI's taxonomy places the organism in Eukaryota, Metazoa, Nematoda, Chromadorea, Rhabditida, Metastrongylidae.
AUGCUCGUCGACUUUGAUAAAACCUGUGGAAAGAUUGGUCUUCGACUAAAUCUCACAGCAACGAUGUUAAUGAAGAACGGAUUGGCUUCGUAUGCCCCAUUCACGCUCAACGGAACGAAUAUCUCCGAAUGCUCCAGUUAUAUCUAUCUAGGCAGGGAAAUCAAUAUGAUGAAAGCCCUAGCUCCAGAGCUGAGCAGAAGAAAACGAGCGGCUUGGGGAGCUUUCAAGAGCAUCGAGGAUGUAGUAAAGAAAACAAAGAACACCCGACUCCAUGCCUACCUUUUCGACUCAACGGUGCUUCCUGCCCUAACGUAUACGUCAGAAACCUGGUCGCUGCGUAAGCAGAAGGGAGGGUCACUCAGCGUUAUCAAACGCGCAGUCGAAAGGACGAUUCUAGGAGUAUCCCGUUUCACACAAGUAAUGGAAGGGAUCCGAAGCUACGAUGUGCGUCAACGAUCAAAAACCAAAGAUGCCGUUCUUUACGCCAAACAGUCGAAGAUAAGGUGGACCAGACACGUAAUGCGUAUGAAUAACAACCGAUGGAAAAGAGCCGUUAGUGACCGGAUUCCUUGGGAUGUCAGACGAGCUGCAGGAGGACCACCGACUCGAUAG